This is a messenger RNA of Monodelphis domestica (gray short-tailed opossum), 1439 nucleotides long. It is a transcript of the gene TMEM11, whose product is annotated as transmembrane protein 11. Gene Ontology annotation, cellular component: mitochondrial inner membrane. The record is from RefSeq and is a predicted model, not a curated record. Lineage: Eukaryota; Metazoa; Chordata; Mammalia; Didelphimorphia; Didelphidae. Gene Ontology annotation, biological process: inner mitochondrial membrane organization.
UCGUUGGGCUCCUCCUUCCCCCCCGCCCGCCCAGUCCCCCUGCCUGCCUGCCGACGGGCGCCUGGAAUCUGGGCCCGAGGAGAGAAGCCGGGAGGAGCCGAGCUGCGCGUGCCGGCCUCGGGAGCUUUCAUCGGGGUCUGGGGUGCGCCGCCAAUGCGGGGCGGGGUGAGCGGCGCUGGAGGGAAGCGUGGCCCAAGUUCGGGCCGCGGAGAGACGGGUUCUUGCGGGCAGGACCCGAGGGCAAAGCGCCAGCGGGCGGGCGUCUGGUUUCCACCUGGGCCCAAGCUCGGGGUUGGAGCGGAGCGGACGCAUGUGGUCAUCUGCAGUCCCACUUCCCGCCCAUCCCCCACGUGGGGCUCGGAGGGGACUCUCGGCGGGGGAUUCAACCAUGUUUAUAAUGAAGAACAGCAGACUCUGAGCUGUAACCUGAAUUCUUGUCUAAAAUUCAGCACACUGGCUGCAAGAGCACCAAACAGAAUGCCACUUGUUCCGUCGGAAUCUUUGAGACAAACUUGCACACCUAGGACAGAACAGUGCAGGGUGACCUUGUCUGCCUCUGAAUGUUACAUCGUUCAUGAAAUCUACAAUGGAGAGAAUGCCCAAGACCAGUUUGAGUAUGAGUUGGAGCAGGCUCUGGAGGCGCAAUACAAAUAUAUAGUCAUAGAGCCCACCCGGAUUGGUGAUGAGACUGCCCGAUGGAUCACUGUUGGGAACUGCCUGCACAAGACAGCCGUGCUGGCAGGCAGUGCCUGCCUCUUCACCCCAUUGGCACUUCCCUUAGAUUAUUCCCAUUACAUCUCCCUGCCUGCCGGCGUGCUGAGCAUGGCCUGUUGCACCCUCUACGGAAUCUCCUGGCAGUUUGACCCCUGCUGCAAGUAUCAAGUGGAAUAUGACGCCUAUAAACUUUCCCGACUGCCUCUGCAUACGCUCACGUCCUCCACUCCUGUGGUGCUGGUGAGGAAGGAUGACCUGCACAGAAAGAGACUGCAUAAUACAAUAGCACUCGCUGCCAUGGUGUACUGUGUAAAGAAGAUUUACGAGCUCUAUGCUGUAUGAUUUCGGGAGAAAAAGGAGAGAGAGAGAAACACCCACAAAAGACAACAAUGUAUUAAGAUUUCCACAGUAACAUUUUUUUCCUCUGAAAUGCAGUGGAGACUGGGAAGGUGUUUGGUUUAGUAUUUGUUAUUUUUCAGAAUAACAAAAUCACUGCUACCCCAAAGGAUUUUUCAGCUCAUUACACUAAGAUGUGGUUCUGUAGUGACUCAAGACACGUUCUAGGCUGUGGAAGUCUGAUGGAGCAGUGGAAUGUUGAUGGAAACAAACAAGGGGGGUGUGAAAUGCUUUUUUGGGGGAGGGGGGAAUCUUUUAGGUAUAUUGUUUAACUGUACCAUCCAGAGCCAGCCAGAAGCUAUUGACCAUUAAAACAAUGAGCAUUUCAA